AUGUUGCCCCCGCCGUCUGCAGGGGCCCUACAGGGAGAGUCGAGUAUGGUGCACCAGCAUAUACAGGAGAUGGCAAACAAGAGGAUAUCAACAUUAGAAUACCUGCGAAAGGCCCACGAGGGCCGCGUCUACUGGUUCAACACAGUCCUCUUCGACAAGCCUGACCUCGCGCGCAUGCCCUACUUUGACAAUCGGCGCCUCGCCCGGCGAGCCACCAACUACUUAUUACUGGGCCUCUCCCUCCCGACCGUCAUCGACCUCAACUCCAACACCCCGAUGGAGUUCCUCCGUACCUUUAACCUCCUCCUGAGCGAGUUCGACUCCUUCCAGUCUCUCCACCCCGAGACUGGCGGGCCCUCCUCCGCCCUCGGCAGGGCGAGGAUCCCCAACCUGAACGUCUUCCGCCGCGCCACGCCCUCCGCCAAGGCCCGGCGCAGCAGCUCCGCCAACAACGAGAUCCUCGCGGGAGUCCCGGGCGUCUCGAGCGCCGCGGGCUCGGCAACCUCCGUCAUGAACGGGCUUGGCGGGUCCGCGAGCGUCGUCAGCUUCGGACAGAGCGAGGCCGACCUCCUCCCGGGCGAGGAGUACGUCCACCUGCUCACGCCGAGCCUGCCCUUCGACCCGGACUUCUUCGAGACCUUUGCCACGCUGUGCGAUGUGCUGAUCGAUGCCUACACGCGCCUGCUGAGCCUCCUGCCCACGCCGAGGGAGUGUAAUGCCGCUGUUGCUGAGCUGUUCACCAAGGCCGACUCGCGGGUCAGGAAAAUCAUCGUGCAGGGCGUCGUUAAGGAGUUUGAGGAAACCAGCCGGAAUGGCGUGAGGACCGAGGUAGCGAAUGUGGGCAAGAUCGUAUUGGGUGGGUUAAUGUGA
Molecule: messenger RNA, 870 nt
Organism: Cryphonectria parasitica EP155
Lineage: Eukaryota; Fungi; Ascomycota; Sordariomycetes; Diaporthales; Cryphonectriaceae
Exons: 3
Coding region: 1-870 (289 amino acids)
Source: RefSeq, a predicted model, not a curated record